AUGAUCAUUGUGAAGUCCAUUCGAGGCAGCGAAACAGACGGCCCACCUUUAAAUGACCAUGAAAGGGAAGGACAAUCGUUUGAGAGUGGCCAGAUCUCUAUUGUUGGCAAGAUUAUGUUUAUUAGUGGAAGUCCUGAUGUUGUCAAACUUAACAUGGGAGGAAAGUCGAGGAUUAUUGAUUCAUUCCAAUCAGAGGAAGAAAGAGAAUCUGGCUUUGGUAUUAGAUGGAGAGGUUAA
This is a messenger RNA of Penicillium malachiteum, 237 nucleotides long. RefSeq lists its product as uncharacterized. The transcript is spliced from 2 exons. The record is from RefSeq and is a predicted model, not a curated record. The coding region runs from base 1 to 237 and encodes 78 amino acids. Lineage: Eukaryota; Fungi; Ascomycota; Eurotiomycetes; Eurotiales; Aspergillaceae.